CCCAGGAUCCGAUGCUGUCUUUGGACUCUAGAAGAGACAAGGGUGAAGGGGGAAGCAGAGCACACAGGGGACAGGCUGCAGAAGCAGAGAAGAUGGGACUCCUCAGCGUAGACUUGCUGAUCACACUGCAGAUUCUGCCAGUCUUCUUCUCCAACUGCCUCUUCCUGGCGCUCUAUGACUCGGUCAUUCUGCUGAAGCACGUGGCGCUGCUGCUCAGCCGCUCCAAGUCCACUCGCGGAGAGUGGCGGCGCAUGUUGACCUCAGAGGGACUACGCUGUGUCUGGAAGAGCUUCCUCCUAGAUGCCUACAAACAGGUUAAAUUGGGUGAAGAUGCUCCCAAUUCCAGCGUGGUGCAUGUAUCCAAUCCUGAAGCAGAUAACAAUUAUGCCUUGAAGAAGACAGCUGAUGGGACAGAAUGCCACCUCCUUGACUUUGCCAGUGCAGAGCGCCCACUGGUGGUCAACUUUGGUUCAGCCACCUGACCACCUUUCACUAGGCAACUGCCAGCCUUCCGCCAAUUGGUGGAAGAGUUCUCAUCAGUGGCCGACUUCCUGUUGGUGUACAUUGAUGAGGCUCAUCCUUCAGAUGGUUGGGCAGUGCCUGGGGACUCCUCUCUGUCUUUCGAGGUGAAGAAACACCGGAACCAAGAGGACCGCUGCGCAGCAGCCCAACAGCUCCUGGAGCGUUUCUCCUUGCCGCCCCAGUGCCAAGUUGUGGCUGACCGCAUGGACAAUAACGCCAACGUUGCUUACGGGGUAGCGUUUGAACGUGUGUGCAUCGUUCAGAGACAGAAAAUUGCUUAUUUAGGGGGGAAGGGCCCCUUCAACUACAACCUCCAAGAAGUCCGGAGUUGGCUGGAGAAGAAUUUCAACAAGAGAUGAAUUUUAGAUUAGCUGGUUAAAUGUGUGAUUGUAAUAGUGUUUAUUAUUUUUUUAAAAAAAGUAUGUAAAAGAAGUUGAGAACUGAAUCUACUAUUUCAACUGAAUCCCAUUGCCUCACUGAAAGACAGGGAUAUACCUGUCAGAAAGCAUCAACCUCUGAACAUUUCAAUACUUCCUUUAGUACACAAAUGGCAUCGUGCUAAAUAGCAGCCCUGUUACCUCCCUUCUGAGUGAACUGAUCCGAGUUGGAGUGGAAGAAACCCUGAUGCGGUGUGUGUUCAUCCUUGCUUGCAACAGAAGUGAUUCUGCCCUAUGUGUGCAUCGGGAGCAGAGGACAACAGUUCCCAGAGUACUUAAUGUUAAGGGAGCUAUACUACCUAUGAUCUGAUGAACUGUGUUGUCUCCGUUUGAGACAUCAGGAACAAGCCCAAUUGGAAAGUCCCCCAAAUACUUACUUAUAAUGUGAUCUUGAAGCAAUGUCAUGCCCUUAGGGCUGAGGUGUUAGUUCUAGCUGUUCAAUGCCUGUGUUAGUCUCUAUAGCCCAGAAUUCCCAAGUGUAUAUGUACAAACCAAGAAUGGGUCCCCCAAUCUGGGGGUGUUAAGAUGACAUCAGAAAUCUGGCAGAUGGGAAAGCGCUAGGUGAGAGAAAAUGAACUUGUCAAACAAAGAAAGAGGGAGCAGAAAGUGGAGAAAAUUGCAUAGUGUUUUGCCUGGAAGCUGUAGACAAGAGUGUCAUUCAGCCACACCAGCAUGGAAGCAUGCACACAGCUGGAAAGAGAAAGGGGCUGGCUAAAAGUAACACAGGGAGGAUGCACAUGGAAACAAGAUUGUAGCAGUACCUUUAGACUGAGAGAGAAUGGGAGAUGGAAAGAUAAAAAUAGGUGAAUGCUUUUAACAUGGAGAUAAUUACUUCCUAGAAUAUACCCAUUUCGGUGGGUGAUACUUGCUAAGGGAAAAUCCAGGGGGCUAGGUGCUGCUGAGUUGUUCCUGCCUAAUUCCUAUAGUUACAAUGUUACGCUCCCCUCUGCCCAUAAUCUCAGAAUCACUGUUUUCUCUCGAUGCUGAGUGAAGGGCGUAGGAGCCAGGUACCCUAGCCAUUCAGCCCCUGACCCCUCCUAAAGUAGGGAAACUCUAAUGAAAAUGGGCUUCUUCACUUAAACAUGAGAGCAAUUUAUUCUAAUUAUUUCUACCCAUAGUUUUGAAGGCUUAUAGGCUUCUUGGUAUCACUGGGAUCUGGUAAAAUAGAAUUUUCACUGACAUUUGAAUUUUGACUUGGGUUUUUUUUGGUGAAGUUCAGUAACUAUGUGCAUAACUAGAAAUAUAUCUAUGGAUACAUUUCUCUUAAAAAUAAAAGGAACACAGCUUUACCCACAAGCAAUCCCUAAAGAUCACAGCCUCCAAAAAAAAAUCAGACCAAGGGAUAUUGUAUCAUAAUUAUUUUUUAAACUCAAAGACUUUUAGUUGACAGCAUAUGUUUAUAUUUACAAGUCAAAUCAAUUGGUUUUUAUGUCUAUCUUUUUCAAUAAUUAGAUCUAAAUUUGAACUACAUGGGAGAAGAUAAUUUAAAGUUAAAGUCAUCUUAUUAAAAAGCUGUCCCAAAUGAGAAAACUAGGAAGUGGGUGUGCACGAAACAAAAGUAUUGUUUUAAAAAAAUGGCAGCAAGAAAUAAGUGAGAUCACCAGUCCACAUUUGCUUAGACAUUAAAGCAGCACUGUGGCUAUGUUUGGCAGCAUCUAAGAUUGCCAGUGCUUUAAAUCCUGUCAGACAUGACCACAAAGAAACAAAGUAAAUUUUGAAAACAGCAGUGGCAUUGGAAAACACAGCCGAAGAGAGACUUCUUUAGACUUCCAAUGUCAAGGCCUGCCAUCAAGGCUUAUCAGCGAUUCCUCGCUGAUUUCAGUCUUCAAAGUGGUGUUGGGAUUGAUGUGCCUUCCUAAAGAAGCAAAGUGAAAAGCUGGUUUCAGAACACUCACAUCGUCGUCCCUGAAUGUUCCCUUUGUUUUUCAUGUGCCACAGUGGAACAGAACGUCAGAGAAGUGGGUGGGGGGAUGAGUUUUGGCUAAAGCCACGCUAGUUGUCGGGGGGAAAUGAGUGAUGGAAACAAAUCACCCAGUUGUGCUGUAUUUUUUUAAGAAAGAGAAGGUUGUAUGUGCAUACAAUUUGUCUUUUGGAGCACAGGCCAGUGGAGGGAGGACGAAGAGGAAGUAAAUAUACAAAGACAUAGUCUGACUGUCAGGGACACAGACAUGUUCAGUAGAACAUGGCAGAAACACUGGAAGAAAAAAAAAACUGUUGAAGGGUCGAGGAAGAAGAUGUAUUGGCAGAGCUCAGGAAUCUUACACUGUGUAGAAUGGGGUGGUCUCCCAGAUAUGAUACGCCUGUAAUUAUGUGACCUAUUUAUCUCAAUGUAAAUGUCUAUGAGUUCCUAUGAUGUGCCUUUUACAAAACUAAGAAGUCAUUAAUCUAGACAAGAAAAUUCAUGCUCAGCUCUCAUGCUCAGUGACAGUAUUAGGCUGUCAGCAUCCACCUUUCUCAUAUGCUUUUUAUAACGUAUAUUCCUUCUAAGAGUUAUAACUGUAAUUCUCACAAGGAAAUAUACAUACAUAUGCUUACAUAUUCUCCCAAUGAUAUAUAUAUGUAUAUAUAUGUAUAUCAUUGAUAUAUCCAAGAUAUAUAUCUUGGAGUUAUUUUUCCUUAGCAUAAACAUUUCCCCCUGUAAGAUAUGUUUACAUGGGCAUAUCAGUUCAGAGUUUUAAACUGAAUUGGCCUGACCACUGUUGAAACAGUUUCUCAGAACUUACAACAGCAUCUGGAUUUCUCAAACACUUAGAGUUUGAAAGACAUAUUAGUCUAUCACUUUAGUUUAUGGAUUAGAGGAAUAAUCUGGACAAUGACUUUCUUAAAUGGGCACGAAUAAAGUGUCUGCCCCGCAAAUGUAGACAUACUUCAUACAACAGCAAUGAAUGGUGGAGGCAGACUGGUCAUUGUUCUUGUUCUUGUUGUCAGAGGGGCAAUCAUGUAACUCACAUGUUGGCUUUAAUCAAGCUCUAGAUCUCUCCUCCUGUGUCUUUACCUCGUUCAUAGUUUAUGGCCCUGGAUUUUUGGUACUAUCAGCUUCGAAGUGGUCUUACUAAUUUAGUUAACUUCUAAUCGUCAGCAGAUGCUUACUCCCUGAUCCCUUUGCUUGACUGUAUUUUACCAUUUGGGUUUUGAUUAAAAUUUGCAGAACACUGUGAGGUCACAAGUAGGGGCUGACCCCCCAGAAAAUCCUGGAGGAGAAGGAUGGGGAUGCUACUUACGAUUUUCAGAGAAUUCUCAGGUGGAUGUAAGCUGUCCUUGGCAUGCCCUGUAACCUCCAUCCACAGCAAGAGGGAUUUGCUGAUGUCGAGGACUGCUCAUUAUGUACUUCACAAGAGGAUCAACCUGGACAGUAGUUCCACCUGACCUCUGACUGAUGGUUUGGAAAAUAACCUUGGACACUGCAGAGGGAGAAAUCAGGCUGAUUCUGCCCCACUGCAUGAUAUGAACGCGCAGACUAGCACUUCCGCUCUUUAGAGCAUGUCCAGUGUCCUCUCUCUUAGUGGAAACUGGCUGUGAGUCUUUUAAUUUUAGGACCUUUCAUUAGGAUACAGUCCCCAACUAGAACCCAAGGAUAUUUAGUUAUACUCCAACUUCUAUUAUUGCCUUAAAUGUAGAAGCCAAACCCCACUCUUUCUAUGGAUUUCCAGAAUGGACAUAAGAAUCACUUGCUGCUUGAUGACUGUACUGUCUUGGAACUGUCCCGAGUCCCCUAGGAAAGGGAAUCUGAGGCUGUAUGAACUAAGAAGCUGCUGGGUGGGAGGAAUUAGCUCCCACCUCCCUGAGGGUUUGGCUUGGAAAAUUUGGAAAUGAAACUUCUUAUGUGUAGAGGAAGGUUGCUGGAUGUCAGUGAAUUACUUCAGGAUAAGCAAGCAGCAGGCCUCUUCUUCAUGCUGUGUAUUCUAGAUAACACCAGAAACAAGGUCUCAGACUUGACAGACUCAGCCCUGUUCCAAGAUGAGUCUGAACCAGCAGAAAGCAAACACGUCCAGAUAUCCAAACAAGACUUUUCAUGCAAGCCAGGACUUGCUGCCUGUCUCAGGCAACAGCACCAGGGCUCUGGGGAGUUUAUUUAAUAUUUACUGAGACUUUGGAGACCUAGCAGAUGUUUAAUGAAGUCACUAUUUUGACUCAAACUGCCCUCCCCCAUCUAUCUUGAGAAAAAAAAAAUUCAAGCAGGUAAACAUAAAAAUGAAAGAGGCCUACAGAAGGGGAUGGGAAAUAAAAUCCUCUCAAAACUGCUCCAGACCAUGCCAUGCUGUUUUUAAUGUGUCAGGAGUGGGGGUGAGAAGAUCUAUGUACCCAGUACUUGAUAACCAAAGCAAUUAAAUGAUUGUGGGUAGGGAACAUUGGCCAGUUUUGUUUAAUUGUGUGUCCGUUGUCACCAGACUGUCUCACGAACCCAGAUAACCAGACACCCGAAGGAAGAAACUGAGAUGGGCAGAGCUGACUGGUGUGGAAAUGAUAACUACUGACGAAAGAGUCACCCACUCAGUCUGUGGUUGGAUGGAGUCACAUGAGUCUGCCUCCCCCAUCUCCGUCUCCUUGGCAAGGAGGAUAUUUGGGUCAUGAUGCGAAGAGUGCUGGGUCAAUGCGAUGAGAGGGUGUGUGUCUAUCUCUGCUUCUUGGUUGCAGACAAGAGGAAAGCUUUGGGGAUUGUCAGUAGAAAGAGUGCUGUUACAUCGGUGCUGAGUGGAACGCGUGCUUAUC
Messenger RNA from Microtus ochrogaster (prairie vole), 5669 nucleotides. It is a transcript of the gene Dio2, whose product is annotated as iodothyronine deiodinase 2. The record is from RefSeq and is a predicted model, not a curated record. NCBI's taxonomy places the organism in Eukaryota, Metazoa, Chordata, Mammalia, Rodentia, Cricetidae. Gene Ontology annotation, molecular function: thyroxine 5'-deiodinase activity. Gene Ontology annotation, biological process: thyroid hormone metabolic process.